GCUUUGGUGAUUUCGCAUCAGGUUGUAAAGGAAUUAAAUCUUGAGUUGACAAUUCUUGCUUUUUAGUAUUUUAUACUUAUAAAGUAACUAGUCUAAAGCGAUACUGAAUUAAUACUGUCUUUAUACCUGCCUAUGUAAUGUCUACGUUAACGGAGAAAAGAAGCGCAGAGCUUGGAGCUUUAGCUAUUCCAUCAAAGCGGCCACGAAAUGAAUACGAAGUCGCAACUUAUGAAAAUCAGAAAUCUGUCGUUGCACAUGGCCCGCCUCGAACAUCAAGUCUGCUGGCCCCAAUUAUGCUACUGACGGGUCAUGAGGGGGAAAUCUACAGCUCCAAAUUCCACCCGGAAGGCAAUAUGAUAGCUUCAACUGGCUUUGAAAGGUUAAUCUAUUUGUGGAACGUGUAUGGUGAAUGCGAUAACUUUCAUGUCAUAAAAGGGGGUCAUAAGGGAGCUGUACUUGAUCUACAGUUCAACACAGAUGGGUCUAACAUUAUCACAGCCAGUACUGACAAAACUGUUGGUCUUUUUGACUCCGAAACAGGAGAGCGAAUAAAACGAAUGAAAGGCCAUAAUGGUAUUGUUAAUACUUGCACAACAGCAAGAAGAGGUGACCCAUUGGUUGCGUCGGGUAGUGAUGAUUGCACCGUAAAAAUAUGGGACACUAGACGAAAAGGGGCAAUCAAAUCAAUUCAGUUAACGUACCAAAUUACAGCGGUUUCUUUUAACGAUACAUCGGAAAGUGUUAUUACUGGUGGAAUUGAUAACGUUAUUAAAGUUUGGGAUAUUCGCUCGGAAAAAUCAUAUAUUGAACUCCAAGGACAUGCAGACACUGUCACUGGCCUCACAGUUAGCAAGGAUGGCUCAUUCGUUCUAUCGAAUUCAAUGGAUUGCACAAUGAGGAAAUGGGAUAUACGACCAUUCGCACCACAACAGAGAUGCACUAAUCUAUACAUGGGUCACAAGCAUAACUUUGAGAAGAAUUUGUUAAGGUGCAGCUGGUCUCCAGAUGAUAGUAAGAUAGCUGCUGGAUCUUCGGACAGGGACGUGUGUGUUUGGAACGCUACAAACCAGCAGUUGAUUUACAAGUUACCGGGCCAUGAUGGCUCAGUGAACGACGUACAAUUUCAUCCAUUUCAACCCAUAGUUAUGUCGUGUUCAAGUGACAAACAAAUAUAUCUUGGUGAAAUACAAUGAACAUACUAUAUAGCUGGAAAACUAAAUGAAUUGCCACAUCUGUGCUCGCUGCUACACCAUCCUGCAUUUUAAACUCUGAACUUUGUUGUACAUAUUUUGUAAUAAUAAAGAAUAGAACCAUCAACUUGUUUUUAAUUAGUGUUUGGUCAACGUGAAAAUGCUAAAAAGGUAUCAGCACUUUGCAUUACCACUCAAAUGGUGUUGUAUUGCCAUACAUUUUGUCAGAUACAAUAUCAUCAUCA
This is a messenger RNA of Ciona intestinalis (vase tunicate), 1435 nucleotides long. Its product is annotated as U5 small nuclear ribonucleoprotein 40 kDa protein. Lineage: Eukaryota; Metazoa; Chordata; Ascidiacea; Phlebobranchia; Cionidae. Gene Ontology annotation, cellular component: catalytic step 2 spliceosome. Gene Ontology annotation, molecular function: protein binding; RNA binding. The record is from RefSeq and is a predicted model, not a curated record.